AUGCCCCAAAAGAUCGUCCUCAUUCGACUUUCCAAACGAUUAAAUCCAUUUCGCAAAAUUUGGCAUACCGAACGAUCACAACGAAUUCUGGAUUGGGCUGGGUUGGAACCUUGGUCUGAGGUUCAGAUUGAAAAUAGGAAUACCAAGAAUAAGAACAAUAUGGAGAAACAUACCGGUAGCACCGAGAAGGAAAUAUUCAACGAUAGAAUGUCGGAUAAGAAGAAGGGAGGUCUUGGUCUGCCUAUGGAAUGUGAAUCGGCUAUUGCUCAAUAUUUACCAACCGCCGAUUUGCUUGCGCUCUCCCUCGUUUCGAAGCAUUUAAGGGAUCUAGCAGCAGAAGAAAUAUAUCGAAGCUUCCAUAUUGUCUUUCCAAGUGAAGAACAUGAUAAAGUUCAAUGCCCGGUCGAUAGUUUGGCGGCGGGGUUGAACACCUUCGUCACAAGCGAUUACAACUACUCCAGACAUUUAAAGGAAAUCAUACUUGAGCCUCUACUAGGAGGCGAAAAAUCAGAACAAGACUACCGUGCCUAUCUAUACGAUACGACCUGUGGGAAAUUCUUGAAUACGAUGUUGCUCUUGACUUUGCGCAAAACUGAGGCUCUUGAGACUUUUAAAUGGGAUAUUCGUGUGGAGCUGAGUAAGGAGGUUCUCAAAGAAUUACAUCGCAUUGACGCUCUACAGCAUUUUCAUGUUCGAAUGCAAGCUGUACGCUCAAUCUCUGCUUCUCCGACCAAUCCAAGUCCAACUUCCUCGACGUAUAACGCCUCAAUACCCAUUUUCCCUCAUCAUCUCAGUGUAGUCCAGUCAUCAAUCACAGCAGCGAAGACAAAACAAAGUGGAUCGGACAGUCGGAGUACAGUCAACAAAGGGAUGUCUCGAACUAUCUCGGGGUUCAAAAACCUGAAGACUCUCUCUGUCCUUGAUAUGGAUAACUUGCAUUAUCUAUCCGAAAUUCAAGAAUGUAUAGAGAACUCAUCGACAACUUUAUAUUCACUGAAAUUGUCUUUUUCGGAGGAACUUGCUUCCAGAUCCAGAAAACCGUCUCCGCAAAGUCUUCCAGCUGACGAUGUAACGGAAACCGAAGAUUAUUUCGGUCCAGUGGUACAAGCCCCUGGCUCCUCACAAGAUGUUGAGCCUGAUACAAACAGUUUCUCAAAGGUGUUACGAGCUGCGCAGGAAAGAAGAGCACAUGAAGCAGCUCUGGGAAAGAUCUUUGGUAUUGAGCCAUCAAGUUCAAAAGGCGGUGCUGAUUCGACUACUCGGAAGGAAGGUGAAUCAGAGCGUGAACAAAAGGGAAGCAAAGGGGAGGCUGCGAUCGUAAAGAUGUUUCUAGAUAUACCAAAACAAGCGGCGAAGUAUAUGGCUGAACAAAACUUCACAGUGCCUGAUGAUAUAAGAAAGAGCGUCCAGGCAUUGAUCGAGAAGGCUUUACAGCCCUGCGUUGAGACCUUGAAAAAGAGAGAUGAACCUGCUGAUAAGCUAGACAGCAGUGAUACAGAAGAGGUCAGUGGGGAACAAUCUAAAUCAUCAAUUGUGGUCAAUCCUGUAGACGAAGGUACUAUGGACGUGGUUGAGUCUCAAGAUGAACCCAGUCUUUUCGACGAAUCGAAAACAGCAACAAAGGCGGCUAAAUUCAAGGAAAUCGUAGAUCCAGAUGAUAUCGAUAUCGAAGAACCGGAAGCACAAGAGUUCAUGGAAGAUCUCGAAACUCUUGAAGGCGUCACUACUGGACCCGAGACUAAUUCUGAGACGGUAUCCAUGGAAGCACAAGGACAUCAAGCCUCGGAGGCUGUUGGUGAGACAACUGCUCCGGAACCACUUCACAUUUUGGGAGUUGAUUCUGCUGAGAAGGCUGAACAAACUUCAAAGCAGGUUGAUACAAACAGUAAGGGAGAGCCAAAAGGAACCGAGACUCAUAUCAACGAUGCCAAUAAUGAGAUGAGUGAGUACAUUCGAAAGACUCGUGGCCUUGCCCUUAGGAGCUUGUCGAUCUACCUGAUACCUCUGAGAACUUCCGUUAUAACAAAGGCUAUCGACAUCAGCGUAUUAAGGAGUAUCACUUUACUUGAAGUUGGGGGCCAAACUUCAUUCUGGAAUCUGAUAGCACGCGAAAACAAAGUCAAUCCUCUCCCGCUACAUGAAAUUUACACAGACCACGUCACACUACCUUUUCUAGAAUGCGUCGGGCAGCUUCGAAAAGUUACCAUGUUAUGCAUGCUUGAACGCCCAUCAAAGAAAAAAGUCGAAAGCACAGCUGUGAGCACAACAGUCACCAUGGCUCAAAUCCGAAAGUUGGUGUUAAAGAAGCAUGCCCCAACAUUGAAGGUCCUGUCCAUACACCAGGAGAAGCGUUCUCGUCUAGAAUCAUCCUUUGCGUGGGAUCUUGAUACCAAAAGCGCGGUGUUGUUAUGUCGGUCAGCUAGAAAUUUGGAGGAAUUGGCUGCUGCCUUCGAUGUUUCAAUAAUGCACAUCAUCAAUCAAAACCUCUCCGGGCUCAAGAAUCUCCGUGCUCUUCAUGCCAUCGAUUUCCGCUCCGAAGAUACCUGCUUCUGGGUGUCGAGAGAAUUUCGGAAAUUCACCGUGGACAGUAUUGCCCACAACCCCGAUUGUAAGCUCGAGUAUAUUGCUCUUAAAAAUUCGAUCAUUCGGCUUUUUCGUCGCGUUAAACGGUGUCCGUUGCCUAAAUUGAGGGAAGUUGGUCUUCUUUUUGGAAAAGCUAAGUCGCAACUUGAUUUCGCUUAUCAGGUGACAGAGGCAGCUGCUGCAAAUGGUGGAAGUGGAAGUGGAAGUGGAGCAGCAGGACAGUUAACCGGUUUAGAUUUAGAGGGACAAACGUUGGACAUGGCGUUGGGGCAAUCGAUGAUCGAGAAUAUUCUGGACAUUAACACGACAGAAUCACCGAGCUCGGAGGAUGAGGAUGAUUAUGAUGAUGAGUUUGCGGAUGAGGUUGGUGUGGGUAGUAUGGGUAUGAAGGUCGAGAGUGUUGAUGGAUUUAAAUUUCAUGAUAUUCAGGGGGUCAGGAUUUUUGAAAAGGAUGUUGUUUGGAAGAGGCUUUAG
Molecule: messenger RNA, 3057 nt
Organism: Sclerotinia borealis F-4128
Lineage: Eukaryota; Fungi; Ascomycota; Leotiomycetes; Helotiales; Sclerotiniaceae
Source: the annotation of a GenBank genome assembly